This is a messenger RNA of Megalops cyprinoides (Indo-Pacific tarpon), 3080 nucleotides long. Its product is annotated as vasorin-like. The record is from RefSeq and is a predicted model, not a curated record. Gene Ontology annotation, molecular function: protein binding. The coding region runs from base 37 to 2139 and encodes 700 amino acids. The transcript has a single exon. NCBI's taxonomy places the organism in Eukaryota, Metazoa, Chordata, Actinopteri, Elopiformes, Megalopidae.
UUUUUUUCGGGGGGGUAGGGUGAGGUCAACGGCAUCAUGAAGCCCUUCCUCCCUCUGCUGCCCCUCCUCUUUCUCUUCCUCCUCCUCUCGGCCCAGGCGCUGACCAGCGACUGUCCCAAAGACUGCUCCUGUUACCUCCCGGGGUCCAUCUUCUGCAACCACCGCCGCUCCCCCUCCGUACCCCGGGGGGUGCCCGCCUCCACCCAGCAGCUCUACCUCUUCCAGAACGGCAUCAGCGCCCUGGACCGGGAGGACUUUUCGGGGCUGAGCAGCCUGGAGCUGCUGGACCUGAGCCAGAAUGACCUGUCCGAGCUGCCGGACGGGGUGUUCGAGCCGCUGUCCUCCCUGCACAACCUGGACCUCUCCUCCAACGGCAUUACCCACAUCUCCCGGGGCAGCUUCUCCGGGCUGCUGCUGCUGGAGCGCCUCUAUCUCCACAGCAACCGCAUCCAGAGCAUCCACCCGGCGGCGUUUGAGGGCCUGGGCCAGCUGCUGGAGCUCAAGCUGCAGGGGAACCAGCUGACGGCGCUGCCCGUCCUCCGCCUGCCCAAGCUGCUCCUCCUGGACCUCAGCUUCAACCCCCUCCCCCCGCCCAACCCUGCCAACUUCCAGAUGCCCAACCUGGAGUCGCUGAAGAUGGCCAAGCUGGGGCUGGGCGACCUGGAGCCGGAGCUGCUGCGGGCCCUGGGGAACCUCCAUGACCUGGAUGUGUCGCAGAACCAGCUGAGGGCCGUGCCGGCGGCGGUGAGGGAGGCGCGGGGGCUCAUCCGGCUCAGCCUGGCCGGUAACCCCAUGGGCCAGCUGAGGCCGGAGGACUUCCAGAGCCUGAGGAGCCUGCAGGAGCUGGACGUCAGCGGCCUGAACCUGCAGGGCUUCCCCGAGGGCUUCCGCCGGCUGCUGCCCCGCCUCCAGCAGCUGACGGCAGCCGAGAACCCCUUCAACUGCCUGUGCCCGCUGGCCUGGUUCCCCGGCUGGCUGCAGGAGGGCCGGGUGGAGCUGGGCAGGACAGAGGAGACCCGCUGCCACUUCCCGCCCAAGAACGCCGGGAAGGUCCUGGCCCGGCUGGAGCACAAGGACUUCGGCUGCCCGCCCACCACCACCGUCGCCGCCAGCACGCCAGGCAGCAGCGCCCCGCCCGAGCCGCCGGCCCUCACCACCCUGCCCGGCACCACGCCCGCCAUCCCGCCUCCCCCGCCCAGCGACGGCCCCUCCGCCGAGACCGACAGUGACCCCCCGCCCCUGGCCCCCGCCUCCCCCAGCAGCGGCGGCGGUGGCGGUAACCAGGACCUCGGCGACCUCAUCUGCCCUGCUAAUAUCUGCCUGAAUGGGGGCACCUGCCAGCUGGACCAGAGGGGCCAGCUGGUGUGCACCUGCGCGCCGGGCUUCUCGGGGCCUUACUGCGAGGGCCAGGAGGAACUCCCGCCGCCGCCCCCUGCCGAGGUCUCCACCGUGGCCGUUGCCACGGCGCCUGACAUCAGCUCCCGCCAGGUGACCAGCACCUCCAUCCUGCUGGACCUGCACCGCUACAUCGAGACGCGGCCGCACCUUCGCGGGAUCCGGCUCACCUACAGGAACCUGUCGGGGCCUGACAGGCGGCCCGUGCACCUGAGCGUUCCCGCCUCGUACCCGGAGUACACCCUGCGAGGCCUGCGCCCGAAUUCCACCUACUCGGUCUGUGCCAGCCCCCUCGGGGAGCCCGGGGGCGGGGACAGCUCCUGCACCGAGGCGCACACGGCCGGCCAGACGCACCCGGCCACGCCCGAGCCACAGGUGAUGGACGGCCGGCUGCCCUCGGCAGCUGAGCCACGGGUGACCGACGGGCGGCUGACCGCCAUGCUGCUGCCCACGCUCGCCGCCGUCGUCAUGGCGAUGGUGGUGGCGGUGGCGGUGGGCACGGUCUGUUACCUGCGGAGGAAGAGGGCCAAGGGCCACUCGGACUUGCGUGCGGACGAGCCCUCGCCGAUGGAGCUGGAGGGGGUCAAGGCCUGCAUGGACAAUGGGGCCCUGUCCCAGAAGCAGGCCGAAAUUACGCCCUCCCCGCCCCCUUCCCAGAGUGACCAGGAGUAUGAGGUCCUACUCAUGCAGGCGCACUGUACAGCCAACAACAAUGUGGCCUCUCUCAAGCCCUCUUGCUUCUGACCUCUGCCUCUGUCCUUCAGACCUCCCCCCACUAGAGGGAGCUCUGGUUUUUAAACCCUUUCUCCUUGCCAAGAAAGACUAAGACUAUUGAGGGCAGGAGGUAGGAAGUAUGGUACAGCCAGAUGAUUUAAUGAUGAAAAAAACAGAUUUAAACACACUCAAGUGCAAUGUCCCAGAAGAGAUUUGUUCUCUAAGACUUUUUGAGGGUAAAACUGAAGUGCCUUUGUUUGCAUCCACACACGUUCAGCUUAUACGUUAAUGUAUGUUUUAGGCAUUAAAAAGUGAACUGUUUCUGAUAAUCACUUUGCUGGACCGGCACACAGAGAGGUAUGUCUGUGAGCACGCCCUGACCUGUGCCUGCUUUCGACAGGGGUCAGAGGUCGCGGGGAGGAAGACCUGAGCAGGUGGGUGGGCUUCGUGUGCUUACCUGCGCAGCACUUGUAUUUUUGGACCCGGGGCACUCUGCUCGUCCGUGCCUCUGGGGAAAACCUGCACUGAGGUGGGGUAGUCUCUCCCGUUGCUGCCUGUGAUGGCUGAUAACAGAAUGAAAAUACUGAAACUGUAGUUUGCCUCAUGCAGUAACAGCCCGGCAUGAACUACAAGUACACAAGGACUUUUAUUUGCUGUGAAAAAGAAAAAAGGAGCUGAAGGAAGACCUGGACAGGAGUCCAGAACCUUGAGCCUUCCUGGGCUUACGAUGGCUGUAGUACUAUAUCGCCUACCUUAUUGUGUUUGUAUUUUUAUGUUUUGCUUUUGUUGCUGUUGUUGUUGUUGUUGUUUUCUCUAAUGACGUGACUGUAGAAAGCCCUUAUUUUCCCCACAAGAGAAAUUUCUUUUUGUUUUUUUUUGCUUUUUUUUGUCGAAAAAUGCCAAUGUAAUACUUUGCCAUGACAAUGUCAGAGUGUCAAAAUAGUGGCAGGACUGCACAGAUCUGAGUCAUA